CGCCGGGGCGGGGACGGGGCAGGGGCGUGGCCUCGCGUGCGCCAAUGGAACCGAGGGGGCGGGAUGGUCGCAAUUUGGCGCCAAGCUCAGUUCAAAGUCCCUGUGUGGCUAGCAAGCUCCGAGGCUUUUGGUGCCGCCGUCAUGGUUCAUACUCUCAACUGCAUCGCCGCUGUGUCCCAGAACAUGGGCAUCGGCAAGAACGGAGACCUGCCUUGGCCCCCGCUCAGGAAUGAAUUCAAGUAUUUCCAAAGAAUGACCACAACCUCUAAAGCAAAAGGUAAACAGAAUUUGGUGAUUAUGGGUAGGAAGACCUGGUUCUCCAUUCCCAAGAAGAAUCGGCCUUUAAAGGACAGGAUUAAUUUAGUUCUCAGUAGAGAACUCAAGGAACCUCCAAAAGGAGCUCAUUUUCUUGCCAAAAGUCUGGAUGAUGCCUUAAAACUUAUUGAGGAACCAGAAUUAAAAAAUAAAGUGGAUAUGGUUUGGAUAGUAGGAGGCAGUUCCGUUUAUAAGGAAGCCAUGAGCAAGCCCGGCCAUCAACGACUUUUUGUGACAAGGAUCAUGCAGGAAUUUGAAAGUGAUACAUUUUUCCCAGAAAUUGAUUUGGAGAAAUAUAAACUUCUCCCAGAGUACCCAGGUGUUCUUUCUGAUGUCCAGGAGGAAAAAGGCAUUAAGUACAAAUUUGAAGUAUAUGAAAAGAAUGAGUAAUGUGAAGGUGUUGUCUGAUUCAUUUCAAGUUGUUCCCCAUCCCCUCCAAACAAUUAUGUAUUUAACAUUAGAGAAAGAUAUUUCUGUUACUUAGAUCUGUGGAUAAUUAUUUCUAAGCAAUGUAUUUCUAUUAAUUAGUUUUAAUCUCAACCACAACAUUUGUGAAACAUCUGUUGUUGUAACUGUCUGAAUCCUUAAGAAAUUCUGAGGAUUAGGUCCCUAGCACCUGCCUACAGUCAUAUAUGCCAAGAAACCACAGUGGGAGAAUCCCCUGGUAGCAUUAGUUACCUAUAAAGAAAGGAGCUGGCCAAAUUUGUCCAAAUGUCAGAAAUGGAUUGUAAACAGAAGAAUUAGAACUUAGAUACUAAAAAAGAAGUAGAUCAAUCAAAACAGGGACCAGAAUUACUCUAUGCAUAUCACACUUCUGAAAAAAGUUCUGUUCACUCAGAAUCACUAAGUUGAGAACUACAGUAUAUCCCAUAGGGAUAGUAAGAAGCAGGUAGGAGACUACUUUUUUGAUGAUUAAAAGAAAAGGCCUGAGACCUUUAAAAA
Messenger RNA from Myotis myotis, 1257 nucleotides. It is a transcript of the gene DHFR, whose product is annotated as dihydrofolate reductase. Gene Ontology annotation, molecular function: dihydrofolate reductase activity; NADP binding. Gene Ontology annotation, cellular component: mitochondrion. The record is from RefSeq and is a predicted model, not a curated record. Gene Ontology annotation, biological process: tetrahydrofolate biosynthetic process; glycine biosynthetic process; dihydrofolate metabolic process. The transcript has 6 exons. The coding region runs from base 64 to 705 and encodes 213 amino acids. NCBI's taxonomy places the organism in Eukaryota, Metazoa, Chordata, Mammalia, Chiroptera, Vespertilionidae.